AUGGACUAUUGGGAGACCCAUGGCUAUGGCCGGUUGUCUGAUUCUACCCGCAAAAUCAGUUGUCAAUUGGCGACGGUCCACGUACUCCCAUUCUAUGGUGAGUCUCCAAGCCGGUUACCCGCAACCACGAGCGAACCGUGCCGCCUGGGGAGAAAAUUCCUGGCGGAUUGGCGAAUGAGAGGAUCCAUGGCAUGCCGGUGUCGGUGUCAUUUGCCAUUUCAGAGUUCUCAGACCCAUGGACGCCUCAGGCUAACCGCCGACUCCAUCCAGGAGAAGCGAUCGGCAGUCCAUAGAUAUAGGCUCUCUUUUCCAUCGUCCCAGACAGAUUAUCUUAGUGAUUAUCAUGGAUACGCUUGCUUUGAUCAGCGGGUCUUCUCCAUUAGCACCGGUGGUGGUAAGCUGAGUUUUGCUCCGUAGCUUGGGCGAUCUGGUAUGAUGGUAUGCGUGGUGCAAGGGGGGGGGUGAAGAAGGAAGGAUCUGGAUAAAAAAUGAGUCUCUUAUUUUCUUUUUUUCUUUUCCCGAUCUCAGAUGGACCCCUGGAAUGGGAUACAGUGGAAUCCUGAGAGGUCACGAUGCACAAUUUCCGGG
Messenger RNA from Aspergillus costaricaensis CBS 115574, 588 nucleotides. RefSeq lists its product as uncharacterized. Lineage: Eukaryota; Fungi; Ascomycota; Eurotiomycetes; Eurotiales; Aspergillaceae. The record is from RefSeq and is a predicted model, not a curated record. Bases 1 to 417 code for a protein of 138 amino acids. The transcript is spliced from 2 exons.